AUGGCAGUGGGUCUGACCUUCUGCCUCCUUUACCCCGUGCAGAUUCCCAUCCCGACAGGGGAGGAGGCUAUUGCAGGAGGCGACAGGUUCAUUCAUGAGCGGGACCUGGCCUGGCUGCAGCAGGCAGAUGUGGUUGUGGCAGAAGUGACGCAGCCGUCCUUGGGUGUUGGCUAUGAGCUGGGCCGGGCCAUGGCCCUCAACAAGCAAAUCCUGUGCCUGUUCCGCCCACAGACUGGCCGAGUGCUGUCAGCGAUGGUCCGAGGAGCAGCCGACGGCUCGAGGGUCCAGGUGUGGGACUACGAGGAGGCCGAGGUGGAGGCCAUGCUGGACCGCUACUUUGAGGCCGACCCUCCGCAGCACGCGGCUGCCUCCCAUGAUCCAACUACUUGACCUCACCCCGGGAUUCCUUCCUGGCCCCAUCCCUGCGUCUGAUUAAAGAUCAACAUUCUGUGUG
Echinops telfairi (small Madagascar hedgehog) is the source of this 454-nucleotide messenger RNA. It is a transcript of the gene DNPH1, whose product is annotated as 2'-deoxynucleoside 5'-phosphate N-hydrolase 1. Gene Ontology annotation, cellular component: nucleus. The record is from RefSeq and is a predicted model, not a curated record. The coding region runs from base 1 to 390 and encodes 129 amino acids. Gene Ontology annotation, biological process: deoxyribonucleoside monophosphate catabolic process. The transcript is spliced from 4 exons. Lineage: Eukaryota; Metazoa; Chordata; Mammalia; Afrosoricida; Tenrecidae. Gene Ontology annotation, molecular function: 5-hydroxymethyl-dUMP N-hydrolase activity.